AUGCCUCCGAUUGUAACGUCCCAGAAUUUCCCUCAUCCAAGCUCGGGAGCCUGUGACGUGAGGCCAACCAAACUCUUCGUAACUCGCCGUCACCGCUCAACAGGAUUCAAGGUUAAACUCGUGGAGCCAGACCCGUACUCACAAUAUGCGCCUUUCAUCUCGUCUCCUCGCCCCAGCAUGCUUCCAGCCCCCAAUGAGCAACGAGCCAUCGCUCAGAUCGCUAACCUGCCUCGCAGUGACCCUGCUGUCAGCCCUGCCAUCGUGGUCCUUAUCACCCUCGCGAUUCUUAGCGCCACUCUGGGAAUAGUUGCAAUGACCGUGACGCGAACCAACUGGUAUAAAGGACUCCUUCCCAGCUUUGGUCUACUGAGCUUCAGAACACGACCACGAUCUGCGCAGCACGUCAAAGAAAUGUCGGAAGAGGAAUUCGGAUGUGUUGAUGGGGUGAAAGCCCAAUUUGUGUUCCCUGCUGCAGAAGCGUCGGACGAAUGGGUCAAUGAGGGCUAUUCAGACUCUUCAACAAUCGCACCAGGGAUUCCACUACAUUGCAAUAGUUCAGAGUUGUCGACACGUGACCAAACCGUCAUCGGAGGAGACUUUAGGGACCGCAUGGAGGAAGAGGAAGCGGAUAUUGCGCUCGCGCUGAAAAUCGCCCUUCGCGAUAGACUCGUAGAUGAAACGGAAAACAAUCAAUUUCCAGAAGUUGAAUCUCAACAUGAAGUCGAGUACUAUCAGGACAACCAGAAUCGACGACGUCAAGGGUCCGAUGCGUCUGAUUCCACGGAGCAAACAUCAUCGAUAGAAGCGAUAGAUAUGAUUUCAUUUGGGUGCUUCUCAAGGUCGUCGUCGUCGACCUCCUUAAGCCACAUACGAAACGACGGAGAAGACCCAGACGAAACCGAUGAAGACACGUCAGAGUCGGUGUAUGAAGUACAGCUGGCGCGAGCGCUGAGCCUGGAAGUAAAAAGGGGAAUCCUUGUGCGUUGUAAAGGGCGGAAGAGACAAGGCGAGGUGACAGGGGAAUGCUCCACGGCGAUACCGUCGCUAAUGAUCACAGGGCCAAGCUUGAUGAGCCUCGCAACGACGGUGGAAUCUAGUUCGAGUUCGAUGGACCUGGGCGAGUUUCCCCUUCCGCCAAGAUAUCUUUAUCCCGCUGUAUUUAACAAGCUGGUAGCAGAGAUGUGUGUAGAAAUAUAUUGA
Molecule: messenger RNA, 1200 nt
Organism: Laccaria bicolor S238N-H82
Lineage: Eukaryota; Fungi; Basidiomycota; Agaricomycetes; Agaricales; Hydnangiaceae
Exons: 1
Coding region: 1-1200 (399 amino acids)
Source: RefSeq, a predicted model, not a curated record